ACUUGUUAGGAAACAUUUUGUGGUUAGAAAUACGCUAAGGAGCUCCUUGUUUAGUUACUAUAGCAAGUAGCGCUUUAGGGUCGGAAGUUUUGAGAGUAGAAAAGCAAACGUAUGCGCUUUUAACAAAGUUCGAAAAGAGGGAACUGCGCGAUGUCUCGUAUCAGCUUUUUCUGAGAUAUCUUAAGAUAGUGGACGACUAGACAGUGUGUCUCCGAAACAACGAUAGUCCGAGCGCUCGCUAAAAAAACUCGUUCUCUCUGCACUGAGUUACGGACUAUGGAUAGCAGUGUCUGCUUGUUAACGGGAAAAGAUCAAGUCCUUGAAGAAGAUCAGAUCGUACCGGACUGUAUUCUACCUCCUAAGACAGAAGUAAGGGAAAACUUACCCGUGAGUUUGAAAAUAUCAGUUGGCGCUGAACUUGACGCUUAUCUUGGUAAACAGCACGUGGAGGAAUUAACCGCGCAAAAGCCCCGUAGGGUGAGUGCCUCACAAGUGGACGAGUUCUUCGAAGAACACAGCGAUCAGUUGACAGCCACCCUGAAAAACGUCAUUGGUUGUACUUCUUUUGGUGCUCUCAGUUUCUCAGACGAAAAGGCUUUCAACAUGAAUGAUGUCCACGUGUCUCCUGUAAUCUUUAACCAGCCCCACCACCACCAUCAACAAGGACAGGAUGUUGCACCACAAGAAAAUGGCAUACUUAACUCCAACAGUUUUAUGUAUGGCAGACAUAACGAUGAUGUCUUUGUGAAACCUGCACCAGUGUCCAGCCCUGAUAUAAAAUCUGUUCCUUCGUCAUUAUGGGAGGAGAUAGCUCGCUUCUAUAAGUUCGACGCUGAAAACCUAGACUUUCCGCAGGUUAAGACAGAAGCAGAAGCUUUGCCUUCAUGCCCUUAUUCCAACAAUCUCCUAUUAGACAAUAAUUGCCACGACCCAUUACUAACCAAUAUCAAGCAAGAGAGACCAUCUUCUUUACCUGAGCUUAUACCACAGGUGUCUUUAAAUGGACAAUAUUCGACCACACCAGUAACGGCUGUUCCGCUUCAAAACACGAGCAUGGCCCAAAGGUUGCCACAGACGUCUUGUGGUGGCAUGCAGUCUUACAAGUUUACCUCUAUGGGUCUUCAUUUCACCAUGUCUCAUGUAUACAUGCCACCCACACCACCAGGUUCUGAGCCAGGUAGUCCUUCAAUGGAAACCCUGUCUCUGCAAAGCCGUCGGACACCGCCACCGCCAUAUCCGGACACCGGCAAGCUACAAGCUGCUCUGCCUGGUUCUUUGAUUCAUGAUGGCCAACAAAUGAGAUACAACAGAAGAAACAACCCAGAACUAGAGAAAAGAAGAAUUCACCACUGUAACUACCCAGGUUGUACUAAAGUUUAUACCAAAAGUUCGCAUCUUAAAGCUCAUCAACGUAUACACACAGGAGAGAAACCGUACAAGUGCCAAUGGCCCGAAUGUCAAUGGCGUUUCGCACGUUCCGACGAACUGACUCGUCAUUAUCGGAAGCACACUGGUGCAAAACCUUUUAAAUGUAAAGUUUGUGAGCGAUCCUUUGCACGGUCAGAUCAUCUUGCUCUGCAUAUGAAGCGUCACAUGCCUAAGGUGAAGUAAAAGCAAAGCAGUAAAAAAAAAUAAAAAAAUAACGAAUUACCGGCUGUUAUUUUUCUGCUAUUGCUGGGAUCGUUUUUGCUUUUUUUUUCUUCAGGCAGUUGGGAUGCAUUGGCCAUUUAUGGAUGGGUAUACUAAGGUUGUAAAUUCAUGUAAUUGUGAAAAAAGAAAAACAAAACAGUUCUAUGUGUGACUCAAGAGAGCUGUGAUAUUACAUAUAUAUUUUGUCAGUAUUCGUGCGUCCUUGUUUUAUGAAUGGUUAUGAAUUUCUAAUUUUGUAUUGAAGGAGUUGUGAAAAAAGUGCCAUCUUAACAUAUUGUAUUGCGAUAUUGUUUGGUGCCAUUUAAAUUAGUCUUUCGAACCAGCUUCUUAUGAGCACCGGUUGAAGCGAUGUCUAUAACAAAUAAAUAAAAUAAUAACAAAGAAUGAGCUUCCAGACCACUUAAGUCCGUGAUUUCACGUUGUUCUGAGAAAAUACACUUCCGUGUUUGUAAAAGAAGAACUGAAUUACAGAUGUGUAUGUGUGUGUGUUUUUCGAGCAAAGCCACAAUGGGCUACCUGUUGUUUCCACUGCGGGGGAAUCGAACCCCGGAUUUAAGCGUUGUAAGUCCGCAGACUUACAGCUGUCCCACCGGGGGGACAUCGUCGUCAGAUGCAAGAAGACCUUUGUUGAUCUCUGGUUCUGUGUAUUCGAAUAAUUUUACUUUGCACUUUUUAUGCAGGUUAUGUUUUUUUUUUCUUUCAGUAGAUGCAGUAUCAUUUUUGUUGUAAAAACUUGUACAUAUAUCUAUUGCUUAUUAGCUGCGCAAAUCCAACUUCUUAUAGUUGUCAUUAAUUAAUCUGGUAGGAAUGAUUUCAUUGUAGAAUAUGAUUUAUUGUAAAAUUAAGAUAUUUAGCUUGAUUUGGGAUGAAAUAAAUUCUCACGUUCACAACAAUAAAUUUCAAGAUAAAACAAAGCGAAUUAUUACGGUUUGUUUUUCUUUAAAAUUCAGCCUAUUUGUUUGAAUGUAUUAUUGUUAGCUGCAGGUUACGUUAUGCUUUAACGGGUUUUUCUUCAUAGACACCAGCAAGUAUGCUUAUUCUGAUGCCAAAUAUUUAUAAGUUAAAAAUCAUUUCCAUAUACGACACAUGUGUUUUUUCUUCUUGUUUUGCACUUUCCUUUCUUGUUUUUUAAUAUAUUAUUUGCAUGGAAGUUAUAAACGAUUUUGAUAUCCUACUAACAUUUAGAAUAACGUUAUAAACGAAACAGAGAAAUUAAAUAUUAAGAGAACCAUUUUGUAAACUUGUUUGACAGAAAUUUAGCAUUGAAAAAAUGAAAUACAUUUCUUUGUUUGUACUUUGCGGGAAAACAAUCAAAUUGAAGAAUGAAAUAAACAUAUAAUGAUAUUUAGAAAUGUGAAAGAAAUGAUCAAAAAUCCAGAAAAAUAUUAUGAAUUUGCGACAUUUUCAUGUAAUUGGUCAUAUUUUUAUAGGAACGUUCAUAUCUAUUUGAAAAGGAAAUAUAUACCAUUGUUCAAUCUUAAUAUUUGAGCAGAAAUUGUGACUUUAUAUUUUUACAUAAAGAUGUAGAUCAGUUUAUUGGAAAUACGACCAAAAUAAUGUCCCCUUAAAAAAAGUUUCUUCGUUACGAUUGAAAAAUUAAAGGAAACUUAUUAUAAACUUGACCUAAAUUUUUGAUAUGAACAGUUUUUUUUUUAAAUUUGAACUAGUUUGCAAGACGACGUUAGUUAAAAAGAUCAUUACUAGUUUUCUGUAUAUCAAAGCAAUUUCGAAAUUAAAUUUGAAAAACAAGUGCUAUUUACAUUUAACGGAGAAAAUUAUUUUUGUAGUUCAUUAUUGCUUUCACCCCUUUAAAGAGGUUUCGUUUAUCUUUGUAAAAGUAUAUUCAUUGUAAGUUUAGUUAUAACUCUACCUCUACAGAUACAUUUUGAGUGUUAAGUAUGAUGGUGGUCCAAAACAUAAAGGAUAUGAUUAUUUAAUAAUAUCCUGCAUAUACUUUCAAACUUAAUAAUGUUAAAGUCAUUGAAAUUGUAAAAAAUUGGCUCAAACGAAUAACUCUACAUAUGAAACACAUCAAAUGUUUAAAAAUUGUCCUCUUAAAGAUUCAUAUAGUAUUCAACCACAUGACAUCUCUCUCUGUUUAUUCUAAUAAACAAUGAUUGAUUAAUUAUUUUCAAGAAAGUCAAAUCAUUUGAAACUGUAUAACAGUUACGUUUGACAGAUAAUUGAACUACUGCAGUUAAAAGAUAGAAAUAAAAAUGGAAUUUAUUUGCAUCAUUUUACUAGAUUUUAAUUUGUAAAACAAUACGUAAGUAUUUUUGUUUUCCUAAUCUGUGGCUUACAAGUCGAUUUGAAAACAGUUUGUCAGUCAUAAAGGUGUUUGUAAAAGUGUUUUAUCUAAUUAAAUGUGGGAUUUGAAAUGGCAAGAAAGAAAAAAUCUAAAACACAGUAUGUGGUAUGAAGUCGCUCCUCAAAUGUGUGUUUAUUAUAAUAAUACUAAUUAACUUUAUUAGUACAAAAAGACGGCUUUUAUUAUCUUCAAUAAUUUGAUUGUUUUAGUAUUAUGUGGCUUUUUAAAUUACUCCUUUUUUUUUCAUAUUUUCGGAUAUUAAAAAUGCUAAUAAUAAAUCCAAACUGGUUUUUAUUAUAUACCUAUUUAUUUUCAACUAAGUGCAAAACAAUAGGGUUUUUAUGGAACAAAAAAAAUAAGAUUUGAACGAAACGAAACAUCUUGGUUUGAGAAGUCCAUUUUAAACUUUAAAUAUUUCUAUUGUUAUUAAUAAAACAUUUUAUUCUCCUUUUUGAUAGAACAGACGUCACAUCCAGAACUAACAACUGAUUAAUGUUGUCUUUCUCAUAUGUCAUAUUGUACUAAGUAUAAUUAAAAUUUAAUUAUAUUGUAAAUAUUUAUAUCUAAUAAUAUUAUUAUUAUUUUUAAGCUUAUUGCCACCAUGAUAAUUGAUUUUGUAUUUUACUUUCAAUAAUAUAAAUUAUAAUAGCAUUAAAAAGGGACAGGCAGAGACGAACUUUACGUUACAUAUAGCUGUGAAGAUUUUGAGUUAUAAAAUAUGGUUAAUUUCCAACAAUCGUGUGAAUUUGUUUUACAAUUCGAUUUGAAUACGAUUUGUCAGUCAUAAAAGUGUUUGUAAAAGUGGAUUUGUACUUAAAAUGACAACAAUGAGCUCAUGAGUUAACGUUUUGUUGAGAUAGCAUUCCCUUUAAGAUAACAUGUAUUUUGUUAUACAUACUUGUGGAAUAAAUGGUUGAGUGAAACAUUGUU
This is a messenger RNA of Limulus polyphemus (Atlantic horseshoe crab), 4888 nucleotides long. RefSeq names its product Krueppel-like factor 5. Bases 277 to 1611 code for a protein of 444 amino acids. Gene Ontology annotation, biological process: regulation of transcription by RNA polymerase II. Gene Ontology annotation, molecular function: RNA polymerase II cis-regulatory region sequence-specific DNA binding; DNA-binding transcription factor activity, RNA polymerase II-specific. Lineage: Eukaryota; Metazoa; Arthropoda; Merostomata; Xiphosura; Limulidae. The record is from RefSeq and is a predicted model, not a curated record. The transcript has 4 exons.